AUGUUGGUGCGGAGCCUACCUGCGGUAUUUCGCCAUUCUAUCCAACGGUGGGCAGUUAGGAAGCGCCGCUUUUUCAAGGAAACCGAAUCACAGAGGCUGAGGGCCGGUGCCUGUGGGGGAUGGGAUACUGGUAGGAUAGGAAUCGAUGGUCAACUUGUGUCGCCGCCGCUGCCACUCGAAAACAUGAAACGCGGGCUGAUCGCGUGGUCGGCGGUGUCACAGUACAAGCCGAUGAUA
Iphiclides podalirius (scarce swallowtail) is the source of this 237-nucleotide messenger RNA. The record is from the annotation of a GenBank genome assembly. Lineage: Eukaryota; Metazoa; Arthropoda; Insecta; Lepidoptera; Papilionidae.